AUGGAGAAGAGCUUAAAACAGGACAUUAGAGCCUUAUCUGAGCAAAUGACGGCUCUCACCAACGCCGUAGGGACACUCACGGCUUAUGUCCGGCAGUCGGGAUGGUCAGAGUCCAGCACAUUUGAAAAAAUGCAGGAGCUAUUUUCUAUAGACUCGGACGAGAAGCUCAUGGAACAAAAGUACAUGUUAAGGGUUCUGGGCCAACAAAAAUUGAGCCGGACCCUUACCAACGUUUUGACGGCCGAAAUGAUGAGAAACUAUAACCUAGAUGGCAGCCAACAAAAGAAAAAGUUGAAAUCAUUUCCGAAUUUCUUUCAAAGUUUGUUGAAUGCCAUCGGACAUGUUGAGCCGCGUGAGCCGGAGAAGGCCCUCACAAAGGCGAUGAGGUGUCUAAAAACCUUCACGCAGUGA
This is a messenger RNA of Drosophila rhopaloa, 411 nucleotides long. RefSeq lists its product as uncharacterized. The coding region runs from base 1 to 411 and encodes 136 amino acids. Lineage: Eukaryota; Metazoa; Arthropoda; Insecta; Diptera; Drosophilidae. The transcript has 3 exons. The record is from RefSeq and is a predicted model, not a curated record.